UCUCCUCACUCAUCCACUCCCUCCAGACAGUUUGGCACCAAGAGUCGACAACUUACCUUCAGUGGCUAAACGUCCAACGAAGACAUUAUUGUAAAGCUUUUACUUAGAGUGUCAGCUUUAAGACUUCCUUCACCAGCAACAACUAAACGUGUGAUUAUGAAGUAUUGGUGGAGUGUGUUGCUGUUCCUCGGGCUGAGUGUGACUUCAAGGCUGACGUGGGGGCAGACUAUCCUGCCAGAUGUGAUCAUUGGAGACCCAAAUGAUCCAAGUAAUGACAUCAUAGGAGAACCCAUCUCCAAGGAGGAGGAGAAGGCGAGCCUGUCCAAGGUGACGGAGAAGCUAGGCCCCAAAGAAGACCCCAUUACUCGCUCAGGAUUCUUCCAGGGCGACAUCAUGAUUCGCUCCAAGGACGAACUCUAUCAGAUCAUCGAGGGUGACCCUCUGGGGCAGAUGAGUGCCGUCAAGAACCCACAGAGAACUUGGCCUGACGCAGAUAUCCCAUACGUUAUCUCCUCGUCCUUCACGUCGCAGGAGAGGUCGACCAUCGCCCGAGCCAUCGCCGAGUACCACCAACGGACCUGUAUCACCUUUGUCCCCAGAACCACACACAGCGACUACGUUCACAUUCUCAAAGGACAAGGGUGUUCCAGUGCGGUGGGACGAUCAGGAGGGGUACAGGUGGUGUCGCUGGGUAAUGGCUGUGUUUACCUGGGCGUCAUUAUGCACGAGCUGAUGCACGCUGCAGGGUUCUGGCACGAACAAUCACGAUUUGACCGGGACGACUAUGUUACAAUUCACUGGAACAACAUACAGCCACAACUCACCUACAACUUUGAUAAGAAAUCGAGCUCCGUGACUACCGAUCUGGGACUAUCCUAUGACUACGGUUCUAUCAUGCACUACGGACCCCACGCCUUCGCCAAGGACUACCGCUAUCCUACCAUUGAACCCAAGCAGAACGGUGUCACCAUUGGUCAACGUGAUGGUUUCUCAGAGCUGGACGUGAAGGGACUGAACCUGCUAUACAAGUGCUCGGGUACAGGACCCACCCCUAAGCCUACUCCAGAACCCGAGGACUGUGUCAACAAGAACCAGUACUGUGCCUAUUGGGCUGCUUCAGGUUUCUGCUUCACCAACAACGCUUAUAUGAAGAUCAACUGCAAGAAGUCCUGUAAUUUCUGUGGAACGUCUGACUGUGAGGACCAGAACAGGUAUUGCUCCAGCUGGGCCAAAAAUGGACAGUGUCAACAGAAUCCUAAAUACAUGAGUUUGUUCUGCAAGAAAUCGUGCAACUUAUGCGGUGCUGCUAGUUCCUCAUGCGUCGAUCACAACAGCUACUGCCAGGACUGGUCGCGUCGUCAGGAGUGUAAGCGAAACCAAGCAUACAUGAGUCUUUACUGCUCCAAGUCCUGUGGCUCCUGUAAAGACUCCCCAGCUAAUGAAGUUGCUGACGACCACAUCCCAGCUAUAAAACCCCCAUAUAGCGCUCAAUAAAAGCCAUAAUUACCUCUCUUAAUUGUAAUUUGAUCUCUGUAAUUUAAUCCUAAACUUAGAAUACUAAAUAUAUUAUACUGUACAUGUUUAUAUUAUAGAUGUCGUAAUAAACCUGACUUCUUUA
Messenger RNA from Homarus americanus (American lobster), 1618 nucleotides. Its product is annotated as zinc metalloproteinase nas-4-like. Gene Ontology annotation, biological process: proteolysis. NCBI's taxonomy places the organism in Eukaryota, Metazoa, Arthropoda, Malacostraca, Decapoda, Nephropidae. The record is from RefSeq and is a predicted model, not a curated record. The transcript is spliced from 9 exons. The coding region runs from base 157 to 1494 and encodes 445 amino acids. Gene Ontology annotation, molecular function: metalloendopeptidase activity; zinc ion binding.